AUGGAUGAGAUCUCUACCAAGAGAUCUCCCCAGUCUAACGGCCAACUACUUCCCAACCAAAAGAUGCGCACAACCUGUAACGCCUGCCAACAAGCGAAGAUACGAUGUAGCCACACUUACCCGUGCGAGAGGUGUGAGAGUCACGGGUAUGAGUGUGUCUAUUCGAUCUCGCAACCGCUGGGCCGGCCGGCGAAGAGGAAGACAACCCGGCCGGCAUCAGCAGGGGCAGGCGUAAAGACGCGCAGGGGGGAGGCGGAGGUAGUUGACCGUCCGACUCGACGAACUGCGGGGAGGGCACCGAGGCCAGCCCCGGCAGUAAGGGCGCAGAGGGGGCGCAGGGUCCCGAGUCGGAUCCCGAGUCCAACUACAGCAUCCGGCUCGGGUCCUGUUACAAGGGAAGAGUCGCACAGGAGCGACUCCAGCGCCGGCACUGAAGUCACACCACCGGAGGAAGACUUUCAGUGGCCGAGUUUCACAGAGUUGUUCUCGGACGUUCCAGAAAACGACACAGAUGGAGAUGGGAUCCAGGACCAGGAGUUCGUCAGCACAAACGAGGCCAAUAACCACCUCGAUCCAGGAUUCACCGAUACAAGCCUGGACAGCUCGUUUGACCGAGCUGACGGAUUCGAAAGUUUUGGGGGCCCCCGAUUUCCUGAGCCGCGUGUUAACUAUUUCACACAGUGUUAUUCUCCCCAGAUCGGUUUGAUGGUCGAUGAACCCCCAAUUGGAGGAUUCCUGCACACCGCUGCGCCCGGCACCCAGCCCGGGUCACUCUUUCGAGGUGGUACAAUCUAUCCCUUUAGCCUCGCACCGAACGCAAUUCAGGUCUCCGGAACAGUAGACGAUCCUGCUAGAAUCAUGGAAUUACCCUCCAAUGAAAUCUGGCCAGAAACCGUUGAAACUGAUUCCAGUCAAUCUCUUUUGCCAGGAGAGAUUGACCUUGAGGCACUGCCGGAAGAAGUCUCUUCCCUUCGCUGCAAUUGCUAUGCCCAAGCAUUCAGUGAAGUUGUGCGAUCGGAGGAGGCAAAUGGGCCAAACGCUGUAUUGCUCCACCUAGAAAGGGUGCAGCAACAGGGAGUGGUCAUCCUUCAAUGUCAAGUAUGCUUUGCCUCAGACGCCAGGGCUAACGUUCUCACAUUAUUAGUCAUGGCGAUUGAGAAAGCAGCACGGGCGUUGAAGGUGAGGGCCAAAUUGGCCACUACCUCGGUGCAAGGGGGGGUUUAUUCCGUGUGGGGAGAGGAGGACAUCAGCCAGAUGCGCCGUUGCCUAUCUCAUUUGUCAAUUAUCGUCCGUUUCAUCCACCAAGAUCUCCAGUGUGCUUCGCCUUCCAAAUGGCACCUGGUAAUGGCGGACGAGACAGAUCGUCGGCUACAGUCGAUCGUUCGAAUCUUCGAGUGA
Molecule: messenger RNA, 1398 nt
Organism: Penicillium egyptiacum
Lineage: Eukaryota; Fungi; Ascomycota; Eurotiomycetes; Eurotiales; Aspergillaceae
Source: the annotation of a GenBank genome assembly